This is a messenger RNA of Penicillium egyptiacum, 1791 nucleotides long. The record is from the annotation of a GenBank genome assembly. NCBI's taxonomy places the organism in Eukaryota, Fungi, Ascomycota, Eurotiomycetes, Eurotiales, Aspergillaceae.
AUGCCGACUCAGGCCAAACCUGAUUCCAGCUAUGCGUCCAAUCGUCUGACGAAGAGGAACGCUCCGCGCAAGCAUCUUUUGUCUAAUUUCAAUGAACCAGAGUCAGAAUAUGAGAAAACCGAUGUUGUGGGAAUCAAGAACGAGUCUGUUCAACCUAGCGUCCAGAUAAAGCCGGAGAUUGAUACAGACGCGGAGCCUUUGAGCUCCGAUGAAGAGGAAGCAGAAGACUCCAAACUGGACAUUGCUCAGCAUAGCAUUAAGGAAAGAGCGGAAAUUGAUGCAAAUGCCGAACCUUCGAGCUCCGACGAAGAGGAAGUCGAAGAUCCCAUGCCCGACAUCGCUCAACCUAGCGUCGAGAACAAGCCAGAGAUUGAUACAGACACCGAACCUCUCAGCUCCCCGCCCCUCAGCUCCCCACCCCUCAGCUCCCCACCCCUCAGCUCCCCACCCCUCAGCUCCCCACCUCUGAUAUCUCAUGAAGAGGGAGAGGAAGAGGAAGAGGAAGUCCCAAAAUCGAACGCUGCUCAGCCUAGCAUCAAGAGAGAGUUUGAUAUCGACACCGAUGCCGAUCCUCUAAGCUCUGAUGAAGAGCGAGUUAGCGAUAGCGAUACUUCCCCACCUUGCAAAGACGUGAACUAUAGGGCUAUGGCUUUGGAGAUGAAGCUUGCGGAAGGAAACAAUAGGGCAUACAGUAGUGCACAAACUCAUAAUGGAUACUCUCGCAAAGGCACUUUUGCGCGAACCCUGAGCGCUAUGACGGGCUCCGAUGAUGAGGACGACCUAUUUUUAUUCUCCUCGCAGAGCCGUAAGCGGCAAAGGGCAACAAAAUAUGCGUCCAAGACCACCUAUUUCAACAGGCCAUCUUUCCCGCCACCACCGACGGAGAAAGUGAAAGAGCCGUCGCCAGUCGAUGAAGCCCCCAAAGAACCCGAGGAGACGUUUAUAAUGCCAAAGGACAUUGAAAACUCGAGUUUCCGAGAACUUCGUGGCGGGGAAGACUCAAACUCCAGUCUCUCGUACGGCCCGUACACUAUGGAAGAAUACGAAGCAAUGUUGCUUGACGAUGAUUCACCCCUUUCAUCCCCAUCUUCUUCCACCUGUGAGCAAAUGUCGCAGCUAGAUGAACUCGCAGCGAAAGAGAACCGCCAACCAUCACCACCCCGCCUAGCCCUGUGCCCGAUGUGCCAUAAGGAAGUAGACUGGGCUUCUCUAGAACUGUUCAAAGCACAGCCGAAGCAACGUAUUCGCGAACAGGUUAUGUUCUGUGAAUCACACAAGCUUCGCAGUGCGAUGGAUCUGUGGCGUGAGCGAGGGUACCCUAAUAUUGACUGGGAUAGGUUUGAAGAGCGUGUUCAGAGCUAUUUCCCCGAGCUCGAAAAACUACUUGUGCCUGGUGCUUUCUCUUAUUACCGAAAUAUUCUCAGUACGUCUUUCGCACCAGGGAAAGCGAGAAACUCCCGUGUGAGAGUGAGUGAUGGCGAGAGGCUUGAGACGAUGACCUGUGGUUAUUAUGGUACCAUGGGUGCAACCAGAAUACUAGAAACAAUCAUCCGUCGUUUUUCUGUGGUUGUACGUCGCCUAGCGACAACAGAUGAUCUCAUCAAGACGGCAGGCGUGGCUGGCUACACACAGUCUGUUCUUGUGCCUGAGCUCGCCGUCCUCUUGGUCAAGGAUGACAUGAAAGUCAACGACGAAGAUGCCCGUCGGAUUAUGAGGGAGAGUAUGGACAUUGGUAGCAGGGUCAAUCCAGACCUCAAUGUUGUCCCGGUACCGGAAGAUGUCGAAUUAUGA